Messenger RNA from Dermacentor andersoni, 859 nucleotides. The record is from RefSeq and is a predicted model, not a curated record. Lineage: Eukaryota; Metazoa; Arthropoda; Arachnida; Ixodida; Ixodidae.
CCAGGAAUUUGCCUUGGAACGCCCCUCGUAGAUUGUGGGAAGUAAACCCACCCCUGCAAUAUCCUGCCCUAGGAAGUCGCCCGCUCCACGGUCCGUACGGCACGGGCGACUAUGGCCGGAAAAGAAACAGUUCGACCCUACUUUACGACGUCGGGCGGCAGCUGCAGCGUCGGCCAGGGUACAAGCGGUGCAGCCAGUGAUCUAAACCACGGCAGAGUUCCCGAAGAGACCAGAGAAGCAGAGUGGCACCAGCGAGAGAACCUGGCUGUCAACGGAAUCCAAGUGUGCCACAUGUGUCGGUUCGGUUUCACCGACAUUGCGGCCUUCAGAAAACACGCCUAUGACCACUCGCUUGGGAAAAAACACAACUGCUCCCAGUGUGGUAAACUGUUCAUGAAGCCUUACCAGCUCACGAGUCAUUUAGGUACGCACGGCGAACCGUCCUUUGAGUGCGGCGUGUGCGGCAAAAAAUGUUAUACCAAAGAUGGCCGCAGGAGUCACAUGCGGUCAUGCCACGUAGGGGCACAGGACCGAGAAGCCAUCGAAGGGUCUCCUUAACAAGGCAGCACCCGCCACGAAAGUGGUCGAGCACGUCGUCAAGCGCUGUCGCCCCUGACGGUGGCAUCGGCAUCGGUGCGGCCGGAAGUUCGCCCGGGAGGAGUGACUUCUCUGGAUGUCACCCUGGCGCCAAGACGUGUCAUGUGCCUUGGUAGACGAACUUGCCGUUUGGGCCUCAACUGCUUUAGCUGUGCGCUAACUUUUUGACAAACAAAACCGGGCUAAUCUUAUUCCUUGUGACUACGGCUGAAGAAUGCCUGCGAAUAAAGUUCUUACAGUGGUUAUCUCGAGGAAUACUGUG